AUGAGGAAGAGGGGGGAGGCUGCCGCAUGGAGCCAUAACUGCGUGUGCAGUUUCAGUUCACAGCCUGGUUCUCGGGGGGGAAACCACAGGCUGCUGCUUUUGGCUCUUUGCUGCGACCUGAUUGGCCGGCUCGGUCUCCGUGUGACGCUCCACUUCCUCCCAGGAAGACGAGUCACCGCCAGAGACGAGUUGAGAAAGAAGAAGAAGAAGAAACAGCAGCAGCAGCUCGAGCUCGCCGUCCCCGUUUCAGAAAAACCGGACCCGACGGCUCGGACCAGAACCCCGACAGACACAUCCCGGACCAUCUGCCCCCCCCCCCACCGCCUGGGGGAGGUGUUAGUCUCCUGGACCAUGAGUGCACAUAGAAGCCCCCCCGAGGGCUGCGAGGAUCCGGUGCAGAGUCCCUGUCCCGCUCCGCCCCGCUGGCACCGUUACAGGAAGCCUUGGCACCGAGCCGCCCCCCCGCCGGCUCCCGAGCAGCCGUUGGACAGAUACAAGUGGAGGACAUCUGCACAUCUGGCGGGGGCCGGGACGGCGUCCCCGGACCCGGAGAGCCGUCCCCGGCGGAUGCUCAGCCUGCCGAGGUUCAGCAACCCUCAGCGUGACCUCAGCGGGGACGGACAGGCCCGGUCCGGGUCCCCGCGCCGCCUGGUACCCUUCCUGCGGUCCGUGUCCGAGCCCGGGACGGGAAGGGGGGCGGAGGAGAGGACGGCCGGCAGGCGGGCGCCGUCCCUCAGCAGCGUCCUCAACGCCGUGUCUCGGAGGAUCGGCAGAGUCCUCAGGGACCAACCGGAGACUCCAGAGUCGGAGUUCCCAGAAUCCUCUAAGUGUCUUUCCUCCGCGGCAGGCGAGCCUCAGGAGAGCCCGACCAGCUCCUCCAAGGGAAGGAGUCUCCGCAGGACGGUCAGCGUCCCCUCAGAGGGACAGUUCCCAGAGUUCCCAGCAGAGGGCAGCGCCGCCCUGCUCGGUAGGAACCACAGGGAGGGGGGUUUCUUCAGUAAGCGUCUGAAAGGCUCCAUCAAGAGGACGAAGAGCCAGACCAAACUAGACCGGAACACCAGCUUCAGACUCCCCUCGCUCCGCCCCCCCGACGCAGACAGGAUGAUGCUCUUCAUCUGUCCGUCCUUCUCCUCCUGCUGUCUCCGCAGCCGGUCCUCGCUGUCCUCCAGGCGGUGCUUGUACUCCAGCAGCAGCUUCUGCAUCUGCUGCUCCUGCGCCGCCAGCCGCCGCUCGUACUCCUCCAGCCGCCGGCCCGACGCCCGCAGGCGCUCCUUCAGCCGCGAGAUCUCCAGCUCUGUGUUUCCCCGGGAGCUGAAGGAGGUGUUUGCGGCGUGGAAGCAGCAGUGCGUUGCCCGCGGCCACCAGCAGGACAUCAGCAAGCGUCUGAUCAGCGCCUCGCUGUUCCUGCGCUUCCUGUGUCCCGCCAUCAUGGCGCCGUCUCUCUUCAGCCUGAUGCAGGAGUACCCCGACGACCGGACGUCCCGCACGCUCACGCUCAUCGCCAAGGUCAUCCAGAACCUCGCCAACUUCACCAAUCAGCCCAACAAGGACAACUGCCGGCGGGCGGAGAACCUGCUGCGUCUGUGGAUCAUCGAGGCCAAAGACCUGCCCCCCAAGAAGAAGUACUUCUGCGAGCUGUGCCUGGACGACGUCCUGUACGCCCGCACCACCAGCAAGCCGCGCCACGACAGCCUGUUCUGGGGCGAGUACUUUGACUUCUGCGGCCUGCCGGCGGUGCACAGCGUCACCGUGCACGUCUACCGCGACGUGGACAAGAAGAAGAAGAAGGACAAGAACAACUACGUGGGCCUGGUGAACAUCCCCGUGGCCGGCGUGGCCGGCCGGCAGUUCGUGGAGAAGUGGUACCCGGUCAGCACGCCGACGCCGAGCAAGGCCAAGGGGGGCGGCCCGUCGAUCCGCAUCAAGUCCCGGUUCCAGACCAUCUCCAUCCUGCCCAUGGAGCAGUACAAGGAGUUCGCCGAGUUCGUCACCAACAACUACGGCAUGCUGUGCUCGGUGCUGGAGCCCGUCAUCAGCGUCCGCAACAAGGAGGAGAUGGCCUGCGCCCUGGUGCACAUCCUGCAGAGCACCGGCAGGGCAAAGGACUUCCUGACAGACCUGGUGAUGUCCGAGGUGGACCGCUGUGCCGACCAUGACGUUCUGAUCUUCAGGGAGAACACGCUGGCGACCAAGGCCAUCGAGGAGUAUCUGAAGCUGGUGGGACAGAAAUACCUGCACGACGCGCUCGGUGAGUCUCUCACACACACACACACACACAUGCCCACACACACAGACAGACACACACACACACACACACACGGCCAGGGAUUGAACCCCCAGCCUUCAGAUCGGCAGGCGUCCUCUCUACCGCGGUGGUUUUUACUCCAUGUGAUCAUUAAGGUGCUGUGUCCCUGCCAGUUCGGAAACAAAGAGGAGUACAUGGCCUUCAUGAACGACUUCCUGGAGCACGAGUGGGCGGGGAUGAUGCGUUUCCUGUCGGAGAUCUCCAACCCGGAGACGCUGUCCAACACGCCGGGCUUCGAAGGCUACAUUGACCUCGGCCGCGAGCUGUCGGUGCUGCACGCGCAGCUGUGGGAGGUCGUCUCGCAGCUCGACAAGGGUGAAAAUUCCUUCCUGCAGGCCACCGUAGCGAAGCUGGGCCCGCUGCCGAGGAUUCUGGGAGAUAUCUCCCGCUGCCUGGCCGCCCCGACGCCCGUCCAGCAGCAACUGCGACGGUUCCAGGAACACAACAUCAGCGGCAGCCUGUCGUCAGGGUUACAGCGCAUCUUUGAGGACCCCGGUGACAGCCGCAGUGACGCCCGCAGCCUGCAGUCCCCCCUGGGCGAGGCCAUGGAGGGGGGCUACGUCCGUGGGCAGCGCCCCCUGCUGGCCCCUCAGCCCCCCUCGGCCCACGCCAGCCUCUCCGACCCCGAGGACCGGGACGUCCCGCUGCCCAACGGCCGCAGCGUGUCCCUGGUGGACCUGCAGGACACCCAGAGCCUGGGGGGGCCCGGGGCCCCGCCCCCGCCCCACGAGGCCCCGCCCCGCCUCAGCAGGGCCGGCUCGCAGGCGUCCAUCGGUCACGCCGUGCCCCCGCUACCCCUCAACUACCCCAGUCCCCUCACGCCGCAGCCGCACCACGCCAAGCCGCCGGCCCGGGACGGGCAGCCGCAGAGCGCUCCGCAGGUGCGGCGUCCGCUGCCCCCGUCUCUCAGCCAGCAGCGCAGCCUGCAGCCGCUGUCCUUCCAGAACCCCGUGUACCACCUGAGCAACCCGGGCGCGCGCCCCGCCCCCCCGCUGCGGUGCGACUCCAGCUCGGAGAACCUGAGCACGGAGAGCUCGCACAACAGCCGCAGCACCUCGGACGACGUGGGCAGCCAGGUGGGGGGGGCGGCGCCGGGCCGCGCCGCGUCCGUCAGCAGCCUGGACGAGUCCGGCAGCCGGCGGAGCGCGCAGAGCGAGGACUGCUCCACGCCGCGCCGCCCGGGGCCGCCCGACCUCCCGCCCGGCGCCGCCACGGCGGUGGCCAUCCCCCGGCAGAGCGUGACGGCGGGCACCGCCCACAUCGUGAAGGUGGAACAGCAGAGCAGGGGGGGGGGCGGGGCCGGGACGCCGCGCUCCCUCCCGCUCAGCGCCUCGCUGCGCAGCAGCAGCAGCGCCAACACGGAGCCCGCGCACGCCAACCGCCACACGCCCGCCGGCCCGGUGGAGAACGCCCCCCCGCCCCCGAGGGCCGCCGCCAAGACGCCGCAGCAGGUACGGAUUUUCAACCCGACGGCGCGGUUGUUGUGUUUCCUGUGCGUCGGCCUGACUUCCUGUCCGUUUCUGUCCAAUCAGGAGAAGCGGAUCGUCUCCCUGGACGCGGCCAACUCGCGGCUGAUGGCGGCGCUGACGCAGGUGAAGGAGCGCUACGGCGCGCCCAGCCUCCGCAACGGCCUGUCACCCGGCAACCCCACCAAGCUGUCCAUCACGGAGAACGGGGAGUUCAAGAACAGCAGCUGCUGAUUGGCCGCCAGGACGCCGAGAGGCGGGGCUUAAACUCUUAAAGCUGCAGAGACACAAUGUACAAAUAGGAGUGUAAAUACUGAAGGUGUGUGUGUGUGUGUGUGUGUGUGUGUGUGUGUGUCAGAAGCACAGU
This is a messenger RNA of Etheostoma cragini (Arkansas darter), 4138 nucleotides long. It is a transcript of the gene rasal2, whose product is annotated as RAS protein activator like 2. NCBI's taxonomy places the organism in Eukaryota, Metazoa, Chordata, Actinopteri, Perciformes, Percidae. Gene Ontology annotation, biological process: regulation of GTPase activity. The transcript has 16 exons. The coding region runs from base 1 to 4005 and encodes 1334 amino acids. The record is from RefSeq and is a predicted model, not a curated record.